AUGGGCUUCGACUUUUUUAAUCGCCGCUCUGUUGCUAUAGAUUCUUCGGGUUCGCCUUCUAGUUUGACAGCAAAGUCGGGUGGGAAAGGCUCGACCUUGGAGAGGAAGACGUCGGCGAGGAUCGAUAUACCAAUGGGGGAUAUGCUGUGCUUUGGAGAACCGAAGAAAUCUGAUGGGCGGAAGGAGGAUGAGGAGGGAGGGACCACUAAUUAUUUCUUGAACAUGUUCUUUAAGAAAAGCUACAAGCCAAUCCCAGUUGUUUAUAACUUGGUCCUGGCCAUGCUAUGGUGUCAUCCUGAAAACGUUGAGCUUGAAAAGGUCAAGGUUGUCCAUUAUCGUGCUGCUGAAUCAAAGCCAUGGAGGUACACUAGACAAGAAACUAACAUGGAUAGGGAGGAUAUCAAGAAACUAGUGGCAAAAUGGUGGGAAAUUUACAAUGAUGAGUCCUUGGACUUCAUUAAGGCAGAAGACAAGGUUGAGAUUGAGGUUGAGGAGGAGGGGUUCUCAAAGCCUUUAAUCAUGGCAGCCAUGCAAGAACCAACCAUAGCUUACAUCCCUACACCUUCUGCAACUUAAUUAGCUAGUGCUUGUAUACAUAAAUUACAAAUAGCAAGAGACCAGAAUAUUAUCAAACAUUUGAGACAAGGGUAUACAUUAAUCAAGCAGAUA
Dioscorea cayenensis subsp. rotundata (Guinea yam) is the source of this 669-nucleotide messenger RNA. RefSeq names its product galactinol synthase 1-like. Bases 1 to 576 code for a protein of 191 amino acids. NCBI's taxonomy places the organism in Eukaryota, Viridiplantae, Streptophyta, Magnoliopsida, Dioscoreales, Dioscoreaceae. Gene Ontology annotation, molecular function: glycosyltransferase activity. The record is from RefSeq and is a predicted model, not a curated record. The transcript has 3 exons.